AUUAAACACGAUUAAACAUUGUGCAUUUGUUCUCUCGGAGCAUUUUGAGCAAUUGUCCGUGCUGCAGAAGCGCAUUAACAUGAGUUUUCUUGUCUUGUGUGGCUGAUAGCAGAGCCCAAAGGUCAGGCGUCAAGUGCACGCUGAUCAUGGAUAUAUUUAGAGAUUAACCGCACACUGAGCUUCAGGCUUUGAAUUUUUAAAUAGUAUUAUUUUUUUAAAGACUUCAGUCCUCUGAAUGUCUACGGUUUCGACAGGCUUUUUAACCCUCUCAAUUCAGUGCUUGUUAGCUUCUGCUUCAGCCUGACAUUAUUAAAACUCAAGUUAGUUAGCCAUUGAAAGAGUUCUCAGAAUCCACUUACGUAAGAUAAAUAAAAUCACACUUAGUUUCUAUUUUUCUGUUGAAGCCAAGCAAACUGAGAAAAAUAAAAUGUCUUGCCCUAAUGUUAUUCUAAACCUGUACAGAAAAAUACCCAGUGCAAUGUAAAGUGACUGUCCUUCUGUCUAAUAAUAGCUACACAUUCAUAUGGGUUUAGAACAACAUGGGUGAGUAAACAAUAACAGAUUUUUUUUUUCUGCCUGAACUAUUUCUUUAAAAUAGUAAAUUUUGUUUGUACAGCUUUAUAGAAAUUCAUGAUGUUAAUGAUGUCAGUAGGCCUAUCUUAUCAGAUUAGAGAUGGUUGGUGUUAUAGUUUACAUGCGAAUACAAACAAUCAGUUAGUUUAGAUUUGCAAUAUAAAAAUCACUUUACAUGAGUAUACUGUAUGUGUUAGGGAUGGGACGGUUCUCUGAAAAAAAAAAAACCGAACCGUUCGGCACGCGCUAUGGGACUGCGGUUCAACUUAAAUCUGACAAAGCAUCUGUAACAUGGUUUGCUAUAAAUAACACGUAAUGCAAACAGGGUUCAGCUAAUCUAUGUUUCUGUUGAUGGAUGGAUGCGCAGUCAUUUAUUCCGUCAUCACUCGGCUACUGAUAGCGCGCGCAACAGUUUAACUAAUAGAGGCCUGGCGUAGAGUUCAACUAAUGAAAAAUGGCCAACACUGCCAAUGAAGUGAAUGUCCAUCAGAAACUCCGGAAAUGUGGCUCCAUCUAUGAACCCCUUAAGCUAUCCACACUGCACCGGGAGGAUGAGCCCCUUUGGGAGAAACUUGACCGCUUCUAUAUUGCAGUGAAGGGCACCAUUCUGAAUUAUCAGAGCCCUACCACUGGUCUGUUCCCAGUGAAGACCGCUUCCACCUGUAAGGAGGCUAAAGUCAGAGACUCCCUGUACUGCGCUGCCAGUAUCUGGGCAUUGGGAUUGGCAUACAGGCGCAUCGAUGAUGACAUGGGCCGCACUCAUGAACUGGAGCACUCUGCCAUCAAGUGCAUGCGGGGGAUUUUGUACUGCUACAUGCGGCAGUCUGAUAAGGUGGAAAAGUUUAAGCAGGAUCCGAGUCCGUCCACAUGCCUCCACUCAGUAUUCAACGUGCUGACUGGAGAUGAGAUUUUCUCAAAUGAAGAGUACAGCCAUCUACAGAUUGACGCCAUGUCUCUCUUUCUGUUGUACCUGGUUGAAAUGAUUUGCUCUGGCCUACAAAUAAUCUACAAUACAGAUGAGGUAUCGUUCAUCCAGAAUCUGGUGUUCUGUGUGGAGAGAGCGUAUCGUGUGCCAGACUUCGGCAUGUGGGAACGAGGAAGCAAGUACAACAAUGGUAGCACAGAGCUGCACUCCAGCUCAGUGGGACUAGCCAAAGCUGCUCUGGAAGCCAUCAAUGGAUUCAACCUGUUUGGAAAUCAGGGAUGCUCCUGGUCAGUCAUUUUUGUGGAUCUGGAUGCUCAUAACAGGAACAGACAGACUCUGUGCUCUCUCCUGCCGAGGGAGUCUCGGUCUCAUAACACAGAUUCGGCCCUCCUGCCCUGCAUCAGCUACCCAGCGUUCGCCGUGGAUGAUGAUGCUCUGUAUUCCCAGACCCUGGACAAGAUAGUCCGCAAGCUGAAGGGCAAGUACGGCUUCAUGCGCUUCUUACGGGACGGCUAUAGAACAGCCAAUGAGGACAAGAACCGCAAGUACUACAAACCUGCCGAGAUGAAGCUCUUUGACGGGAUUGAGUGCGAGUUUCCUCUUUUUUUCAUCUAUAUGAUGAUUGAUGGUGUGUUUAGGGGAAAUCCUGCUCAAGUCAAAGAGUACCAGGAACUGCUAGAGGCUGUCAUCUUCCAGUCCUCUGAAGGCCACGUCGUUAUUCCCAAGUAUUACUAUGUGCCGGCAGACUUUGUUGAGGCUGAACAGAAGAAUCACGGCAGCCAGAAGCGCUUUCCCAGCAACUCAGGGCGUGAUGGGAUGCUGUUCCUCUGGGGACAAGCCCUCUAUAACAUUGCUAAGCUUCUGGUGGAUGGUUUGAUCAGGCCAAAGGACAUCGACCCCAUCCAUCGCUAUGUGCCGCGGGAGGAUCAGAGGAACGUCAGCAUGCGAUUCUCCAAUCAAGGUCCCAUUGACAACGAUGUGGUCAUUCAUGUGGCCCUGAUAGCAGAAAGUCAAAGAUUGCAGGUCUUCCUCAACACCUAUGGCAUCCAGACUCAGACCCCGCAGCAAGUGGAGCCCAUUCAGAUCUGGCCCCAGAAAGAGCUGGUGAAGGCUUACCGCUUCCUUGCCAUCAAUAAGAAGCUCGGAUUGAGUGGGAGACCGGAGAGACCUGUUGGCUGCAUUGGCACUUGCAAGAUUUAUCGAAUCCUUGGAAAGACUGUGGUCUGCUAUCCAAUUGUCUUCGAUCUUAGCGACUUCUACUUGUCCCAGGAUGUCAUGCUUUUGAUAGAUGAUAUUAAGAAUGCUUUGCAGUUUAUUAAGCAGUACUGGAAGAUGCCAGGCCGGCCUCUCUUUCUAGUACUUAUCAGAGAGGACAACAUUAAGGGAAGCCGUUUCAACCCGAUACUGGACAUGCUGGCAUCUUUUAAGAAGGGAAACAUUGGAGGAGUCAAAGUUCACGUGGACAGACUUCAGACCCUGAUUUCAGGUGCUGUGGUGGAACAAUUGGAUUUCCUUCGUGUCAAUGAGGCUGAGAUCCCAGAGUUUAAGAGCUUUGAGGAGCUGGAAUUGCCCAAGCACUCGAAAGUAAAGCGUCAAACCAGCACCCCGAAUGCCUCGGACCUGGAGCAGCAGCCGGAGAUCAACGUUGAGGAAUGGCUCCAUAAAUCCACAUUUGAGAUUCUACAGAAAUUCAAUGACUGUGACUGUCUGGCCAGUCAGGCCCAGCUGGCAAGUAUUCUCCUCAGAAAAGAAGGCCCUGAAUUCUUCAGUAGAAAUGAGAAUCUUAAAGAUGACAUGGAGAGAAUCUACAGAAGAGCAGGCAGCAGGAAGCUUUGGUCCGUUGUGCGCCUUGCUGCCAGUCUCUUAACUAAGCUAGUGGACAGCCUUGCACCGAGCAUUACUAGCGUUUUAGUGCAUGGCAAGCAGGUGACUCUCGGCCUGUUUGGGCAUGAAGAGAUCGUGAUCUCUAACCCCCUGUCUCCAGGGGUGAUUAAAGACAUCAUAUACAGCAAGUGCAGCCCCCAUGGCGAGCGAGAGGCCGUGCUGCAGCAGGAGCUCGUCAUCCACAUUGGCUGGAUCAUCUCCAACAACCCAGAGCUGUUCAGUGGCAUGCUGAAGAUCCGUGUGGGAUGGAUUGUUCAAGCCAUGAAGCACGAGUUGAAGAUUCGUGCUGGGGACAUGCCACCUCAGGACAUCUACCAGAUGUCCCCGAGUGAUGUCAAACAGCUCCUGCUGGAUGUCCUCCAGCCUCAGCAGACUGGCAGAUCGUGGCUCAAUAGACGUCAGAUCGAUGGCUCGCUCAACCGCACCCCUCUCGGCUUCUAUGACCGUGUUUGGCAAAUCCUGGAGAGAACACGGAAUGGCAUCACGGUUGGACGAAAACAUCUUCCUCAGCAACCUACUCUGUCAGAUAUGACCAUGUAUGAAAUGAAUUUUUCCUUGUUGGUGGAAGACACAUUGAAGAACAUUGUUUUGCCCGAAUACAGGCAGAUCAUUGUGGAGCUGUUGAUGGUGGUGUCAGUUGUGCUGGAAAGAAACCCAGAGUUGGAUUUUCAGGAGGCUGUGGAUUUGGACUGGCUGGUUAAGGAUGCUUUUGCAGACUUUCAGAAAGACCGCAGCAGACUGGAUGGCUCUGAGAAACAGGAUAACAUGGAGGCCUUCUACAACACACCAGCCCUGGGGAAACAAGGCACAUGCAGUUACCUGACCAAGGCAGUAAUGAUCCAGCUGCUGCAGGGAGAGAUGAACCCCAGUAAAGAUGACCCAUGUUCUGUCAGCUAACGCACCACACACUCCUGUCAGCAUUACUUCGACUGCAAUACAAGCCCAGUCUUGCUAACAUUCGAUUGUUUUUGUCUGGGAUAUAUUAUAUAGUAUAUAAAUAAAAAUAUAUAUAUAUAUAUAUCCAUAUUUGCAUCUAUUUUAAAAACACAGUUUACAUCUUGUGUAAGAACCAUUAAAGAAUAACCUCAUGCCUCAUUUUAAACUAUUAAUUAAAGGUCAAAAUGUCCCCUAACAUCAUACAGUAAAGUUCUGAACUAACGGCAUGUCAUUAUUUCAGGAUGUGGAUUGAAUAGAGCAUUGUAGAUGUUGUUGGUUAUGAGCAUAAAAGUGAAUCUAGAAGCUGUUGUGCAAGUGUCUUUAUUUUGAAAAUUGAUUAUGUAGUAUACAAAUUCAUCUUAACUUUAUGCAGUUUGUAUUUCAUUUUGAGCUUGUUGUCAGUUUGCUUCCAAGCAUGUGACUUAGUCAAUAUAUCUCGUGUCACUUGCCUUUAUGUAUGUUUGAGUGGUAUGAAAAUUGUUGGAAUGUUUUCACUGUAAGAACAGUAUUUUCAGUCCAUUAUUACUUAAGGAAAAUAUAUAUUGAAAAAUAAACUGUCCGUGUUUUAACUUGA
Messenger RNA from Carassius gibelio (silver crucian carp), 4892 nucleotides. It is a transcript of the gene phkb, whose product is annotated as phosphorylase kinase, beta. Gene Ontology annotation, molecular function: calmodulin binding. The transcript has 32 exons. Gene Ontology annotation, biological process: glycogen metabolic process. NCBI's taxonomy places the organism in Eukaryota, Metazoa, Chordata, Actinopteri, Cypriniformes, Cyprinidae. Gene Ontology annotation, cellular component: phosphorylase kinase complex. Bases 1028 to 4279 code for a protein of 1083 amino acids. The record is from RefSeq and is a predicted model, not a curated record.